Molecule: messenger RNA, 1741 nt
Organism: Tachysurus vachellii
Lineage: Eukaryota; Metazoa; Chordata; Actinopteri; Siluriformes; Bagridae
Gene: ankrd1a
Product: ankyrin repeat domain 1a (cardiac muscle)
Exons: 9
Coding region: 233-1147 (304 amino acids)
Molecular function (GO): protein binding
Source: RefSeq, a predicted model, not a curated record
GAGAGAGAGAGAGAGAGAGAGAGAGGUGUAUAUAUAUAUGAGAGAUGACAGAAAGGAAAUCCUCAGAGUUUUACAGAGCAGUGACUCUUUGGGACACGAGAGAGACAGAGAUCAGAUUCAUUCACACACAUCAGCACUGAGAGAAAGACAGAAGAAAAGAGGGUGAGACAGACAGGGAGUGAGAGAAGACUGAUAGAAAUAAAGGGAAGAAAAUAAAGGACAGAGAAGAAAAAUGGGAUUGCUACGUGUUGCAGAUUUGGUGACUGGGCGGAGCAGUGAGGAGAAGGAGGGGGGACAUGUGUGUGUGGAGGUUGGCGAGUACGAGUCCACUGUCACCCGUGAGAAACAGGAUGGGACACACACACACACAACACUGAGUGACAACACACAGGACACACAACACAACCUCAAACUCAAUGUAGACGUAUCGGGACAUCUGAAGUUAGAGACAAUUGAUGAUCUGUACAACAUCCUGCAGCUCAAACAGAGGAGGAGAGAGAGGAAGAGACAAAUACAUCAGAAACAACCUGAACCAGAGAUCCUGCCUGAGGUAGUGGACGAAUCAAUGUUUUUAACAGCUGCAGCAGAAAAUAAACUGUUAGUGGUGGAGAAGUUUCUCUCUGAUGGUGGAGAUCCAAACACGUCUGAUCAUUUCAAGCGCUCAGCUCUGCAUAAAGCAUGUUAUGGAGGUCACAUCGACAUCAUAAAGAAACUUCUGGAGUCCGGAGCGUGUAUAGAGAACAAAGACAAGUUGGAUGCGACAGCAGUACACUGGGCAUGUAGAGGCGGCAGUCUUCCUACACUGGAGCUGCUGCUUAAUGAAGGAGGAAAACUGAACUCCAGAGACAAGUUACUCAGCACACCGCUGCACGUGGCCGUUCGGACGGGACACCACGAGUGUGCAGAACAUUUGAUCCACUGUGGAGCUGAUAUUAACGCCAGAGACAGAGAGGGAGACACACCACUGCAUGAUGCAGUAAGGAUCAACAGGUUCAAGAUGAUCAAACUGCUGCUGAUGUACGGCGCUAACAUGAAGAGCAAAAAUAACGAUGGAAAGACGCCGAUGGAGAGUCUGCUGUCAUGGCAAAGUGGAGCCAAAAACAUACUGAGUGACUUUAAGGACGAGACACGAUGUGUUCCUGAGUGAAGACAGAGAAAAGAUCAACAUUCUCAUUAAAACCACAUUAAGGGAAAUAACAGCAGGCUUCAUUUCCUCUGAUUCACUUUCAUUUACACACAGUGAUGAUAAUUGCUGGCAAUUUCACUUAUAUUAUUUCGACGAAUAUUUCUGUGUAAACGUUUUUAACGGUGGCGAGAUGUUCGAUUCCAGUAAUGGUCUGUGACGGAGAAACAGGAAGCUGAUGGAUUUUGAAAAGUUCCUAAUGUACUUUCUGGAUGUUUCUUAACUUGAUGAUGGUGUUAAACUGCUCAGUGACGAUGUUCAUGUCCGCUGCCCACAGCACAACUAAAGCACUGACAAUUUUAUACAACAUGUUUUUUUGUCUGAAUGAUUGUGAAUAGGAUGUGACUUUUACUCUCCUGAUUUUUCUUCAUUUUGCUGCAAGUGUGUGAGUGUGUGUGUGUGUGUUUGUGGUGUCAGCGGUGUCAUGUCGCUGUCAGUAUGAAGAAUAUGAUAAUGAUAACGAUGAUAACGAUGAUAACGAUGACGAUGAUGAUGAUGAUGAUAAUGACGAUGAUGACGAUGAUGAAGAUGAUGAGAAAGUGAUGACAGGUUUGAGGA